This is a messenger RNA of Exophiala viscosa, 294 nucleotides long. RefSeq names its product mitochondrial ATPase inhibitor, IATP-domain-containing protein. Gene Ontology annotation, molecular function: ATPase inhibitor activity. Bases 1 to 294 code for a protein of 97 amino acids. Gene Ontology annotation, biological process: negative regulation of ATP-dependent activity. The record is from RefSeq and is a predicted model, not a curated record. The transcript has 3 exons. Lineage: Eukaryota; Fungi; Ascomycota; Eurotiomycetes; Chaetothyriales; Herpotrichiellaceae. Gene Ontology annotation, cellular component: mitochondrion.
AUGAGCAGAAUCACCACUCCAGCAUUCUGCCAGUCAUUCGUCACCUCUCAUCCAAUCAGAGCCGAAGGCGAUACAGGAGCUAUGAGAUCAGGUGGUGUUGCCGCAGGCGACUCAUUUAUCCGCCGCGAACAAGCAAUGGAGAAUGUAUGGGUCAGGCAGCACGAAGUAGAGAACAUUCAAAAGAUGAGGGAAAGGCUAGAAGCCCAAAGAAAACAACUAGAUCAAUUCGAAAGUCAUCUCGAAGAGAUGGAGAAGGCUGCCAAAGUACGGCAAGAGACCGCUCCAUCCCAAUGA